CACUUUCUCUGCGCGAGCGCGUGAGUCGCGGGAUGACACCGCGGUACCACGCAUGCGCACUCUGACCCCGGCGAGCGCGGUAACGGACUUUAUUUGAAUUUUGAAUUUCGAGUGUGAGUGACGUAGUGUCGUGUAUUUUUUUUUUAUUGUGCAAGGGCCCCAUGAAGCGGCUGUCAUGCGCAUAGCGGCACUGAUUGCACUCGUGCAGCUGUCGCUCGCUACAGCUGUUUCAGAUGAACCACAAACGCUCACAGCGGUUGAGCUGAACCGCGAGCUCUCCGGCGACAAUGCGCUCUCACCUUUCUACGAAAGCAGUGAAGAUGCUGGGGUCGUAUUCAUUAGGGGGUCAAGGGCCGCCGACUCGCCCCUCUCCCCCGACAUAGAUGUGCAAUGCGCAGGCGACUUUAUCGACGUCACUGUCGAGUUCGCAGAUAUCUAUGAUGGUAUCAUUUACAGUAAGGGCUUCCUGAAUGACCCGAAGUGCAAGUACGUAUCAUUAGGCGGCAGUCAAUCGCGGUACUCAUUCCGAGUGCCCCUGAAUGGCUGCGGCUCUCGUCCCCUCUGUAAUGCUUGCGGUACCAUCGACAACGUGCUCGUCUUCCAAGCUGAUGACUUGCUGCAAGGACCACAGGAUUUCGCUCGCAAGGUAUCAUGUGCGCGCACUUCUCUAGAAGUGUCAACCGGCGUGGUUGCGUCAAAAGAACAGCACACUCUUAAACUGAAGCCCUUCAUGGUUGAUAUGCUGGAUGUGGUAGCUGUGGAAGGACCUGCCGGAGGAAUUGAAUGCUGGAUGGACAUUCAGAAAGGAGUUUUUCCCAACACUACUCCAUUGAAAGACUCGAUCAAGAUUGGUGAAUAUUUGACGAUCCUCGUGUACCUGAAGGAUGUAAGGAAACAGUUCAGUCUCAAGAUCCACGACUGCUGGGCUUAUGACAGCGAAAACUACGACGGUGUUAAAACCAGCAAGAUUCAACUGACGGACAAAGAAGGCUGUCCCAAGAAGAAGAAGCUUAUCGACUUGUUCCAAACGACCACAAACACUGGUAAAAGUGGAGCAACUCUGAUAGCUUACAGCAAAGUGAGCGCCUUCCGAUUCCCAGAGACCGACCAAGUCUACCUGACAUGUAACGUCGAGUUAUGUACAAACAACUGUGACUCCAGCUGCGAUGGUGUGAUCAAAGAAGUGUCAACGACAAUACGACCAUCACAAUGUUACCCGGGUUCCCGAGACCCUGGUUGCCAACGCGUCACCAUUGAACCACAGAUCAAGUGCUACCCUGGUUCACUCGACCCUAGAUGUCCCAGACCAACAACUCCUGAGCCACCACGUUGCUUCCCUGGAUCUCGAGUCUGGAUCUGGAGUCGUUGGCUUAGGUGCACUAAGCCAACGACUCCUGAGCCACCUCGUUGCUAUCCCGGCUCAACUGACCCUAGGUGCCCCAAGCCAACGACCCCAGAGCCACCUCGUUGCUAUCCCGGCUCAACUGACCCAAGGUGCCCCAAGCCAACGACCCCAGAGCCACCUCGUUGCUAUCCCGGCUCAACUGACCCAAGGUGCCCCAAGCCAACGACCCCAGAGCCACCUCGUUGCUAUCCCGGCUCAACUGACCCAAGGUGCCCCAAGCCAACGACCCCAGAGCCACCUCGUUGCUAUCCCGGCUCAACUGACCCAAGGUGCCCCAAGCCAACGACCCCAGAGCCACCUCGUUGCUAUCCCGGCUCAACUGACCCAAGGUGCCCCAAGCCAACGACCCCAGAGCCACCUCGUUGCUAUCCCGGCUCAACUGACCCAAGGUGCCCCAAGCCAACGACCCCAGAGCCACCUCGUUGCUAUCCCGGCUCAACUGACCCUAGAUGUCCCAAACCAACAACCCCUGAGCCACCUCGUUGCUUCCCAGGUUCCAGUGACCCUAGAUGCCCCAAGCCAACGACCCCAGAGCCACCACGUUGCUUCCCAGGUUCGACUGAUCCAAGGUGCCCUAAACCAACGACUCCGAAACCAGUUUGUUAUCCAGGUUCACCUGACCCCAAUUGUCCACAGCCAACACGUCCCACGACAUUAAGUCCUCCGACGUAUUUACCACCACAGCCUACUACACCAGGAACAUCACCCGCUCCCAGGUGUUACCCUGGAUCCAACGAUCCUAGAUGCCCUAAGCCAACGACUCCUGAGCCUCCUCGAUGCUUCCCUGGAUCUACUGACCCAAGGUGCCCCAAGCCUACUACUCCUGAGCCACCUCGUUGUUUCCCGGGUUCCAGUGACCCUAGAUGCCCCAAGCCUACAACUCCGGAGCCUCCUCGAUGUUUCCCUGGAUCAACUGACCCAAGGUGCCCCAAGCCUACAACUCCGGAGCCUCCUCGAUGCUUCCCUGGAUCUACUGACCCCAGGUGCCCCAAGCCUACAACUCCUGAGCCUCCUCGUUGUUUCCCGGGUUCCAGUGACCCAAGGUGCCCCAAGCCAACAACUCCUGAACCACCGCGUUGCUUCCCAGGUUCGAACGAUCCUAGAUGCCCGAAACCAACAUCUCCGAAACCAGUUUGUUAUCCAGGCUCACCUGACCCCAAGUGUCCACAACCUACACGUCCUACGACAUUAAGUCCUCCUACAUAUUUACCACCACAGCCUACUACAUCGGGUACAUCACCCGCUCCCAGGUGUUACCCUGGAUCCAACGAUCCUAGAUGUCCCAAGCCCACGACUCCUGAGCCACCUCGUUGCUAUCCCGGCUCAACUGACCCUAGGUGCCCUAAGCCAACGACUCCUGAGCCACCUCGUUGCUUCCCUGGAUCUACUGACCCCAGGUGUCCUAAGCCAACGACUCCUGAGCCACCUCGUUGCUAUCCCGGCUCAACUGACCCUAGAUGUCCCAAGCCAACCACCCCAGAGCCACCUCGUUGCUAUCCCGGCUCAACUGACCCUAGAUGUCCCAAGCCAACCACCCCAGAGCCACCUCGCUGCUAUCCCGGCUCAACUGACCCUAGGUGCCCUAAGCCUACUACUCCUGAGGCUCCUCGUUGCUUCCCUGGAUCUACCGACUCUAGGUGCCCCAAGCCAACAACUCCAGAGCCACCUCGCUGCUUCCCAGGAAGCACUGACCCCCGUUGUCCUAAACCAACAACGCCUGCACCUCCUAACUGUUACCCAGGCAAUACUGAUCCAAGAUGCCCGAGACCAACAACUCCAAAACCUGUUUGCUAUCCAGGCUCCCCUGACCCCAAAUGCCCACAGCCACCUCGUCCUACAACAUUGAAUCCACCCACAUAUUUGCCGCCAGAGCCUACUACGCCAGCAACACCACCAGCUCCUAAAUGUUACCCUGGGUCUAACGAUCCUAGAUGUCCCAAACCAACGACACCUGCUCCUCCUAACUGCUAUCCUGGAAACACAGACCCGCGUUGCCCUAAACCCACAACUCCUGCACCUCCUAGAUGCUUCCCCGGCAGUACAGACCCUCGUUGCCCUAAACCGACCACUCCUGCAGCACCAAAUUGUUAUCCUGGAAGCACAGACCCGCGCUGUCCAAAACCAACAACGCCUGCUCCACCAAGGUGUUUCCCUGGCAGCACAGAUCCAAGAUGUCCGAAACCAACAACACCCGAGGGUCCACGUUGCUUCCCUGGAUCAACUGAUCCGCGAUGCCCACAACCAACUACUCCAGCUCCUCCUAAUUGUUAUCCCGGUAGCACAGACCCUCGUUGCCCUAAACCAACAACCCCUGCACCACCUAGAUGCUUCCCAGGCAGCACAGAUCCACGUUGUCCUAAGCCAACCACACCAGCACCACCAAACUGCUAUCCUGGUAGUCAAGACCCUCGCUGUCCAAAGCCUACUACGCCUUCAGCACCAAAUUGUUAUCCCGGUAGCACAGACCCUCGUUGCCCUAAACCAACUACACCCGCACCGCCAAGGUGCUUCCCUGGCAGCACAGACCCUCGUUGCCCAAAACCGACCACGCCUUCCGCACCAAAUUGUUAUCCAGGCAGCACAGACCCGCGUUGUCCAAAACCAACAACGCCUGCUGCUCCAAAUUGCUAUCCCGGUAGCACAGAUCCACGUUGUCCGAAACCAACAACGCCUGCUCCACCUAGGUGCUUCCCAGGCAGCACAGAUCCCAGGUGCCCAAAACCAACAACACCUGCUCCUCCCAAUUGUUUCCCUGGAUCCACCGAUCCAAGAUGCCCGAAACCAACAUCACCUAAACCAGUAUGUUAUCCAGGUUCUCCUGAUCCUAAAUGCCCACAGCCUCCUCGCCCUACAACAUUGAAUCCUCCAACAUAUUUACCACCAGGCCCGACCACGCCGGCAACACCACCGGCGCCUAAAUGCUAUCCUGGUUCUAAUGACCCUAGAUGCCCUCAACCAACAACACCCGCGCCUCCGAGGUGUUUCCCAGGCAGCACAGAUCCUCGUUGCCCAAAGCCAACCACACCGGCACCAUCAAACUGCUAUCCUGGCAACACCGAUCCUAGGUGCCCGAAACCCACCACACCUGCGCCUCCUAACUGUUACCCUGGCAACAAUGAUCCUAGAUGUCCGAAACCAACAACCCCAGCGCCACCAAGGUGCUUCCCCGGCAGUACAGACCCGCGUUGUCCAAAACCAACAACACCUGCGCCUCCCAACUGUUUCCCUGGAUCCACUGACUCAAGAUGCCCACAACCGACUACACCAGCACCACCUAGAUGCUUCCCGGGCAGCACAGACCCUCGUUGUCCUAAGCCAACCACGCCAGCACAACCAAACUGCUAUCCCGGUAGUCAAGAUCCUAGGUGCCCAAAACCGACCACACCUGCGCCUCCUAACUGUUACCCUGGCAACACCGAUCCUAGGUGUCCAAAACCGACCACACCGGCUCCACCAAAUUGCUAUCCUGGAAACACCGAUCCUAGGUGUCCGAGACCAACAACCCCAGCGCCACCAAGGUGCUUCCCAGGUAGCACAGACCCUCGUUGUCCUAAGCCAACCACGCCAGCACAACCAAACUGUUACCCAGGAAACACAGAUCCGAGAUGCCCGAGACCAACCUCUCCCAAACCCGUUUGCUAUCCAGGCUCACCUGAUCCUAAGUGUCCACAGCCUACUCGCCCUACAACUUUGAGUCCUCCUACUUAUUUGCCACCAGUGCCUACUACACCAUCAAUUCCACCAACGCCUAAAUGUUACCCUGGGUCCAAUGAUCCAAGGUGUCCCAAACCAACCACCCCUGCACCUCCUAACUGUUAUCCCGGUAGCAACGACCUCCGUUGCCCUAAACCAACAACACCCGCACCUCCAAGGUGCUUCCCAGGCAGCACAGACCCUCGUUGCCCUAAGCCAACUACGCCGGCACCCCCGAACUGCUAUCCUGGCAACACCGACCCUAGGUGCCCUAAGCCAACCACACCCGCUCCACCAAACUGCUAUCCUGGCAACACCGACCCACGUUGCCCUAAGCCAACCACACCUGCGCCACCGAACUGCUAUCCUGGCAACACCGACCCUAGGUGCCCUAAGCCAACCACACCGGCACCACCAAACUGCUAUCCUGGCAACACCGAUCCUAGGUGUCCAAAACCCACCACACCUGCGCCUCCUAACUGUUACCCUGGCAACAAUGAUCCUAGAUGUCCGAGACCAACAACACCUGCGCCACCAAGGUGCUUCCCAGGAAGUACAGAUCCAAGAUGCCCGAAACCAACAACGCCAAAACCUGUUUGCUAUCCAGGCUCCCCUGACCCUAAAUGCCCACAGCCUCCCCGUCCUACAACUUUGAAUCCUCCCACAUACUUGCCACCAGAGCCUACUACAUCACCAGCACCAAGAUGUUACCCCGGUUCUAAUGACCCUAGAUGUCCAAAGCCAACAACACCUGCGCCUCCUCGUUGUUUCCCUGGAUCGACUGAUCCAAGAUGCCCUAAGCCUACCACUCCGGCUCCACCAAACUGCUAUCCCGGUAACACGGAUCCAAGAUGUCCGAGACCAACGACACCUGCCCCUCCAAACUGUUAUCCCGGUAGCACUGACUCUCGUUGUCCAAAGCCAACAACACCUGCGCCUCCUCGUUGUUUCCCUGGAUCGACUGAUCCGAGAUGCCCUAAGCCAACCACACCAGCUCCCCCUAACUGUUUCCCCGGUAGUACAGACCCACGUUGUCCCAAACCAACGACACCAGCACCACCAAACUGUUACCCUGGCAACACCGAUCCUAGGUGCCCAAAACCGACCACACCUGCGCCUCCUAACUGUUAUCCUGGCAACACCGACCCUAGGUGCCCAAGACCGACCACACCAGCACCACCAAACUGCUAUCCUGGAAACAACGAUCCACGUUGUCCAAAGCCAACAACACCUGCGCCUCCUCGGUGUUUCCCUGGAUCGACUGAUCCGAGAUGUCCUAAGCCAACCACACCAGCUCCCCCUAACUGUUACCCCGGUAGUACAGACCCACGUUGUCCCAAACCAACGACACCAGCGCCACCAAACUGCUAUCCUGGCAACACUGAUCCUAGGUGUCCAAGACCUACAACUCCUGCGCCACCAAGGUGCUUCCCCGGUAGCACAGACCCUCGUUGUCCUAAACCAACGACGCCAGCCCCAACAAAGCCCGUGUGCUAUCCUGGUUCACCGGAUCCAAAAUGCCCACAGCCACCGCGUCCUACAACAUUGAAUCCUCCAACUUACUUGCCACCAGAGCCUACUACAGUUCCAACACCGCCAGCACCUAAAUGUUACCCUGGAUCUAAUGAUCCUAGAUGUCCAAAACCAACAACUCCAGCGCCUCCUCGAUGCUUCCCUGGAUCAACAGACCCUCGUUGUCCGAAGCCAACCACACCUGCUCCACCAAACUGUUACCCUGGUAACACAGACCCACGUUGUCCUAGACCAACUACACCUGAGCCACCAAGGUGUUUCCCAGGCAGCACUGACCCCCGUUGUCCGAAGCCAACCACGCCUGCACCACCAAACUGUUACCCCGGUAGCACAGACCCACGUUGUCCCAAACCAACAACUCCUGCGCCUCCAAGGUGCUUCCCAGGAAGUACAGAUCCUAGGUGUCCCAAACCGACCACUCCUGCGCCUCCUAACUGUUACCCCGGCAACAAUGAUCCUAGAUGUCCAAGACCAACACCUCCAAAACCUGUUUGCUAUCCAGGCUCCCCUGACCCCAAGUGCCCACAGCCUCCACGUCCUACAACACUGAAUCCUCCAACUUAUUUACCACCGGAGCCCACAACAACGGUAACACCAUCACCAGCACCCAAGUGUUAUCCUGGCUCCAGUGAUCCAAGAUGUCCUAAACCUACCACACCUGCACCACCAAGAUGUUUCCCAGGAAGCACAGACCCUAGAUGCCCCAAGCCCACAACACCUGAGCCACCUCGGUGCUUCCCUGGAUCGAAUGACCCUAGAUGCCCCAAGCCUACAACGCCCGAACAGCCUAGAUGCUACCCUGGUUCAAACGACCCUAGAUGCCCGAAACCCACAACUCCUGAACCACCUCGUUGCUUCCCUGGUUCCAGUGACCCUAGAUGUCCCAAGCCCACAACACCUGAGCCACCUCGUUGCUUCCCGGGCUCCAGUGACCCUAGAUGCCCCAAGCCCACAACACCUGAGCCACCUCGUUGCUUCCCGGGCUCCAGUGACCCUAGAUGCCCCAAGCCCACAACACCUGAGCCACCUCGUUGCUUCCCGGGCUCCAGUGACCCUAGAUGUCCCAAGCCCACAACACCUGAGCCACCUCGUUGCUUCCCUGGUUCCAGUGACCCUAGAUGUCCCAAGCCAACAACACCUGAGCCACCUCGUUGCUUCCCGGGCUCCAGUGACCCUAGAUGUCCCAAGCCCACAACACCUGAGCCACCUCGUUGCUUCCCUGGAUCAACAGAUUCUAGAUGCCCCAGGCCAACGACUCCUAAACCAGUUUGCUACCCAGGUUCCCCGGACCCUAAGUGUCCUCAACCCCCACGACCAACCACAUUAAAUCCUCCCACAUAUUUGCCACCGACAACUCAAACUCUUAAAUGUUACCCAGGUUCUAAUGACCCUAGAUGCCCGAAACCAACGACUCCCGAACCACCACGGUGCUUCCCUGGAUCGACUGACCCUAGGUGCCCCAAACCCACCACUCCUGAGCCUCCUCGGUGCUUCCCAGGCUCCAGUGACCCUAGGUGCCCCAAACCCACCACUCCUGAGCCUCCUCGGUGCUUCCCAGGCUCCAGCGACCCUAGGUGCCCCAAACCCACCACUCCUGAGCCUCCUCGGUGCUUCCCAGGCUCCAGUGACCCUAGGUGCCCCAAACCCACCACUCCUGAGCCUCCUCGGUGCUUCCCAGGCUCCAGUGACCCUAGGUGCCCCAAACCCACCACUCCUGAGCCUCCUCGGUGCUUCCCAGGCUCUAGUGACCCUAGGUGCCCCAAACCCACCACUCCUGAGCCUCCUCGGUGCUUCCCAGGCUCCAGCGACCCUAGGUGCCCCAAGCCCACAACUCCUGAGCCUCCUCGGUGCUUCCCAGGCUCCAGCGACCCUAGGUGCCCCAAGCCCACAACUCCUGAGCCUCCUCGGUGCUUCCCCGGCUCUACUGAUCCAAGAUGCCCGAAGCCUACAACACCUGAACAGCCACGAUGCUAUCCCGGUUCCAACGAUCCCAGAUGUCCCAAACCUACGACUCCCGAACCACCUCGGUGCUUCCCCGGAUCGAACGAUCCUAGAUGCCCGAAACCUACUAGUCCUAAGCCAGUUUGCUACCCCGGUUCUCCUGAUCCCAAGUGUCCUCAACCACCACGACCUACCACGUUAAAUCCUCCCACAUAUUUGCCACCUACGACACAAACGCUUAAAUGUUACCCAGGCUCUAAUGACCCUAGAUGCCCCAAACCUACGACUCCCGAACCACCUCGGUGCUUCCCUGGUUCCAACGAUCCAAGGUGCCCCAAGCCAACCACACCAGAACCACCUCGAUGCUUCCCUGGAUCGAAUGACCCUAGAUGCCCUAAGCCUACAACACCUGAGCAACCUAGAUGCUACCCAGGUUCCAGUGACCCUAGGUGCCCUAAGCCCACCACUCCCGAGCCACCUCGUUGCUUCCCUGGAUCGAAUGACCCUAGAUGCCCUAAACCUACAACACCUGAGCAACCUAGAUGCUACCCAGGUUCCAGUGACCCUAGGUGCCCUAAGCCCACCACUCCCGAGCCACCUCGUUGCUUCCCUGGAUCGAAUGACCCUAGAUGCCCUAAGCCUACAACACCAGAGCAACCUAGAUGCUACCCAGGUUCUAGUGACCCUAGGUGCCCUAAACCUACAACGCCCGAACAGCCUCGAUGCUAUCCCGGUUCUAAUGACCCUAGGUGCCCCAAGCCUACACAACCACCAACGCCAAGCUCUUGUUACCCUGGAUCUAGGGAUCCCAAGUGCCCUCAACCAUUUGCUCCCAGUAGUACAAACCCGCCUUCGACAUAUUUGCCCCCAUUCCCAGAGCAAAAUGAAGUCAAUGGACCAAGGGUCAGCAGAUUAGUCAAGGAUAAGGACUUGGAAGAUGACAAGUCCUACGCAGAUACUCAAUCAGAAAUAGAUUCCUUUGAGUCUUCUCGAACCCAGCCCAGGUCGAGAAAGGUGCGUGAUGUAAGCGGUGCUAGUGAGACAAUAGCAUUCGUUACCAGUGGAAAUGCCAUCGUCUACGUUGCCAUUGGCUCAGCCACAGUUAUGCUAAUGUCUAUCACACUUGCCAUUUAUUUGUACAAAAAUAACAAAACACACAAGUCAAAAACUGUAUCACAAACUAAAACGAACCCCUGUUAAUAUGUAAAUAACUUUAAUGUGUUAAACUUAAAUAUUGUGAUAUUAUAAUUCUUAAUGUUACUACUUGACGCAUUCGAAAUUGCAAUUUUUACGAUAUAUUUUUAUAAUGGCUGCGAGACAUGGAUUGAUUGAUGUUUAAAGUAACUUACACUGCCUUUUAAGCUUUAUCUCUUAAGAUAUUAUUUCAGGCGCUUAAUAAGCUUGCCUAUUUUAUCACUAUAUAAAAUAGUGCCAUAAUAUAAAUAUGUAAUAUAGUAUCGUGUCUGCUUUGAUGCAUCCUCACAAUUUAUAAAUGUAUAUUUUAUCCCUAGUCAAUAUUGUUUAUGUAUGACUUAUGUAUAAUAUGUUCUGAAUUCAUGAUGUAUAAAAUCUAAAAUUUACUCAUUGUUUGAAUAUACUCAUUUGUGAUAUUUUUGUGUAAAUACAUAAUAUAUUUACCAGUACGCUGAUGUGGCCAUUGAACGAAUAGUGUACGUAUUUUGUUAAUUAUAUAAGAUUGUUAGCCUUAGGUACUCUCUUGAUAAACGAAUCACUUCAUUAAUUAGAAAGUUUCAGAAAUGUAUAAUAUGUUCUGAUGCAGACAGUACCUAAUGCCAUAGAAUCUUAUUUUCAAUGAUUUUGUAAUGUUAGUACCUAAGAUUGCUUGUCGAGUCAAUCUAAGUAAAACAUUCUAUGAAUGUCAA
Molecule: messenger RNA, 10455 nt
Organism: Helicoverpa armigera (cotton bollworm)
Lineage: Eukaryota; Metazoa; Arthropoda; Insecta; Lepidoptera; Noctuidae
Gene: zye
Product: mucin-2
Exons: 9
Coding region: 176-9772 (3198 amino acids)
Source: RefSeq, a predicted model, not a curated record